AUGUGGAACCCUGGACUUGGAAAGUACGAUAAAACGGGUGUAUAUUUCAUGUUGGCACUCCACAUUGUUACAGCUUGUCCUGCAUGCAUCACCUGAAAGCUAGUCUUCUUUCCAGCCACCAUGAGAAUUGCCGUUUUCCUCGCCUGUAUCGCCUUGGCUUUAGCCUGGCAGCCAGAGGAGCGUUUGACAGGGGGCAAUGUUGCACCCGUUGGUAGUCGCCCGUACAUGGCUUCUGUUUUGUACAGCAGCAAUUCAUUGGAUCAGUUCUGUGGCGGGGCUCUAGUUCACCCGAAGUGGGUCCUCACCUCCGGUUUUUGUGUCGGCAACGCUGACGAUAUACAUGCCGGGCUUGGAUACUACAACCUGUUGAAAGAUGACAGUUCUGACGGAGCUGUGGUCGUCCAUGGUACCUGGCACAGACAUCCCGAUUACGGCACCAGCCCGGCCUUCGCCAACGAUAUCGCCCUGAUUGAAUUGGAUACGCCGGUGACUCUUUCGGAUAGAGUAAAAGUCAUUAACAUGCCUAAAAAGGACAGUACACCAGCGGCUGACACUAAAAUGCUCAUGAGCGGUUGGGGAAUUACCAAGCAAGGUGGCGAGCUGCCCGUAGAGUUGGUGCAGAGCCUAAUCACAGUCAGCCACAUAGAUGUGUGUAUCAAGCAGUACGUCAUCCAAGUCGACGAUACCCUGAUAUGCAGCGAUCAUACCGAUCACGACUUCUGUUCUGGUGACGAUGGCGGACCUGCAGUGACCAAUUACGACGAAAACAGCUAUGUCGGCACUGAGGUUCUUGCAGGCUUAGCGGUGAGAGGUCACGGCUGCCAGGCCAUCGAUGACCCGUCGCUCUACACCCGCGUUAGUGCCCACUGCGGCUGGAUUGACAGCGAGACAGGCGGAGAUGUCCAUUGCAAUUAAAUACAGGGGUCAUACGGGGUCAAGUCCGAUCAGCGACCAUGUUGUUAACCAUUAGGCAGUGUUCAAUGGUUACCUAUGCAUGAAAUACAUUCUGGGUAUACCAGGUAAAAUCGCCCAAUGGUCGACAUUGGGAGCCUUUAGGGACGCUUGGUGGCAGCAGACUCACCAGGUAAAAUCCAUUGUUCUCGGUAAUGUGCGCAUGAUAAGAACUACGUAA
Asterias rubens (European starfish) is the source of this 1132-nucleotide messenger RNA. RefSeq names its product trypsin-like. Gene Ontology annotation, biological process: proteolysis. Gene Ontology annotation, molecular function: serine-type endopeptidase activity. Bases 121 to 915 code for a protein of 264 amino acids. The transcript has 5 exons. NCBI's taxonomy places the organism in Eukaryota, Metazoa, Echinodermata, Asteroidea, Forcipulatida, Asteriidae. The record is from RefSeq and is a predicted model, not a curated record.